Menidia menidia (Atlantic silverside) is the source of this 2385-nucleotide messenger RNA. The record is from the annotation of a GenBank genome assembly. Lineage: Eukaryota; Metazoa; Chordata; Actinopteri; Atheriniformes; Atherinopsidae.
AUGAUUCCCAUCACAGAGCUCCGGUACUUUGCUGACACCCAGCCAGCGUACCGCAUCCUGAAGCCAUGGUGGGACGUUUUCACCGACUACAUCUCCAUCGUCAUGCUGAUGAUCGCAGUGUUCGGUGGGACGCUGCAGGUCACACAGGACAAGAUGAUCUGCCUGCCUUGCAAAUGGGUCGUCAACGACUCGUGCGAGACCAUGCCUAUCCCAAACGCUUCCCACCGCCCGGAGCCCAAAGGCAUUCAGUACGACCUGGACCGGCAUCAGUACAACUACGUGGACGCCUUUUGUUACGAAUACAAGCUCCACUGGUUUGCCAAGUACUUCCCCUACCUGGUGCUGCUGCACACUCUGGUCUUCUUGGCGUGCAGCAACUUCUGGUUCAAGUUCCCGCGCACGAGCUCUAAACUGGAACAUUUUGUCUCCAUCCUGCUCAAGUGCUUCGACUCCCCGUGGACAACGAGGGCUUUGUCUGAGACGGUGGUGGAGGAGAGCGACCCCAAGCCCGUGGGCAAAAUGAACGGCUCCAUGGACAAGAAGACGUCGAGUGUGAGCGAGGACGUGGAGGCCAGCGUGCCCAUGCUGCAGCGGACCAAGUCCCGGAUCGAACAGGGCAUCGUGGACCGCUCGGACACCGGGGUGCUGGACAAAAAGGAAGGGGAGCAGGCCAAGGCGCUUUUUGAGAAGGUGAAGAAAUUUAGGAUCCACGUGGAGGAGGGAGACAUAGUGUACCGUCUGUACAUCCGUCAAACAAUAAUCAAGGUAAUCAAGUUCAUACUCAUAAUCAGUUACACGGCCUACCACGUGGGAUGCAUCACGUUCAGCGUGGUGUGCCAGGUGGACAUUGAGAAACUGACCGGGUACAGAGUGUUUCAUUGCGCGCACCCAUUAGCGACCCUGUUCAAGAUUCUGGCCGGUUUCUACAUUAGCUUGGUGGUGGUCUACGGCCUCGUCUGCAUGUACACCCUGUGUUGGAUGCUCAGUCGCUCCCUCAAAAGAUACUCCUUCGAAUCAAUCCGAGAGGAAAGCAGUUACAGCGACAUCCCUGACCUGAAAAACGAUUUUGCCUUCAUGCUGCACAUGAUAGAUCAGUACGAUCCCCUGUACUCCAAGCGCUUUGCCGUCUUUCUGUCCGAGGUCAGCGAGAACAAGCUGAGGCAGCUGAACCUGAACAACGAGUGGACGUUAGAGAAGCUGAGGCAGCGCAUCACCAAGAACUCCCAGGAUAAGCUGGAGCUGCACCUCUUCAUGCUCAGCGGGAUCCCAGACACCGUCUUUGAUCUGCUGGAGCUGGAGGUGCUGAAGCUGGAGCUAAUCCCGGACGUGACCAUCCCCCCAAUCAUCGCUCAGCUGUCCAACCUGAGGGAGAUGUGGCUCUACCACACUCUGGCCAAGAUCGAGGCUCCGGCCUUGGCUUUCUUAAGAGAGAACCUGAAAUCGCUCCACAUCAAAUUCACCGACAUCAAGGAGAUACCGUUGUGGAUCUACAGCCUGAAAAACCUCAGCGAGCUGCACCUGACGGGGAACCUGAGCUCCGAGAACAACCGUUACAUCGUCAUCGACGGGCUCAGGGAGCUAAAAAGCCUCAAAGUGCUGCGUCUGAAGAGCAACCUGACCAAGCUCCCGCAGGUGGUGACCGACGUGGGCGUGCACCUCCAAAAGCUCUCCAUCAACAACGAGGGCACCAAGCUGAUGGUCCUGAACAGCCUGAAGAAGAUGGUCAACCUGACGGAGCUGGAGCUGCUGCGCUGCGACCUGGAGCGCAUCCCGCACUCCAUCUUCAGCCUGCACAACCUGCAGGAGAUCGACCUGAAGGACAACAACCUGAAGACCAUCGAGGAGAUCAUCAGCUUCCAGCACCUGCACCGCCUGGUCUGCCUGAAGCUGUGGUACAACCAGAUCGCCUACAUCCCCAUCCAGAUCGGGACGCUCACCAACAUGGAGAGGCUCUACCUGAACAGGAACAAGAUCGAGAAGAUCCCCAGCCAGCUCUUCUUCUGCCGCAAGCUGCGCUUCCUAGACCUGAGCCACAACAACCUGACCAGCAUCCACCCCGACGUGGGCUUCCUCCAGAACCUGCAGUACUUUGCCGUGACGGCCAACAGGAUUGAAACUCUGCCUCCGGAGCUGUUCCAGUGCAAGAAACUCCGCACCCUGAACCUGGGGAACAACUGCAUCCAGACGCUGCCCUCGCGCUUCGGGGAGCUGACCGGGCUGACCCAGCUGGAGCUGAGGGGGAACCGCCUGGAGUGCCUCCCCGUGGAGCUGGGAGAGUGCCGGCUGCUGAAGAGGAGCGGCCUGGUGGUGGAGGAAGACCUGUUCAACACCCUGCCCACAGAGGUCAAAGAGCAGCUCUGGAGGGCCGAUAAGGAGCAGGCCUGA